This is a messenger RNA of Fusarium musae, 738 nucleotides long. RefSeq lists its product as uncharacterized. The record is from RefSeq and is a predicted model, not a curated record. The coding region runs from base 1 to 738 and encodes 245 amino acids. The transcript is spliced from 2 exons. Lineage: Eukaryota; Fungi; Ascomycota; Sordariomycetes; Hypocreales; Nectriaceae.
AUGACAACCUCGGAGGCCAACAGCCUCAACCUCCUGGACCUCCCCGUGGAUAUCCUCAGCAUCAUCCUGAAGCCACUUGUCACAUCAACCGUCAACCCGCUGCCCAUUCUCCUCUCUCACCCGGCGCUACACACCAUCGCCACUCCGCUGCUGUACGCAGGAAACGAGUUCUUACUGGACGCAUCGGGACCCCAUGCACAACACAUCCGCAGAGAAUUACAGAGCGCUCCGCCCGGAGCCGACGACAGACUUGCCGGCCGAGCUACGCUGCUCACAACACGAGGUGCUCUACGCAGAAUAGCGAGACUGGAAGUGCGAAUUGAUCGCUUGAGAGGAUGGAUAGGGACAGAUAUUAUACCACUACUCACGGAGCUAGCUGUGCAAGGAAGAAUGGAUUACCUCACAGUCUGGGUUCGCACCCCCAUCGAGCCGAGGACUCCGGCCCAUUCCCGCCCUGCCAAGCCGGGAAAAGAUCUGGACAUGUUUGCACGACCACCUCUGGAGGGUUUACUGCGUGUCCUGGCAGAUCCGUACUUACUGUCAGCGCGGUUAUGGGCAGACGCGCGGCAUGCGAAGACGUGGUGCCAAUUCCAUAUGGAUGCCGGAGGAUGCGGAGCGGAGAGUGGAGACCCGGGGCGGGAGCGGGAGAGGGUGGAGAUUGAUUGGCGGGAGAUACUUCGCGUGGUAGAUCCAGAGAGAAAGGAGAUCACGGUCGUAGGCACUGAGAAGAAGUGGUGA